AUGGAACAUUCACGUGAUAGGGCUGCUGGCGGAUCUAUAAACAGUCCUCCAUGGUUCGAGGGUGGAUGUGAAAAAUAUACUCAGUGGAAAAUCUACAUGAAAUCAUAUCUCUAUGCUCAAGAUGAACAUGUGUGGAAUAUUGUAGAAAAUGGUUGGACUAUACCUAUGGUAAAGGCGAAAGGAGAAAGCUCCUCCACUUCCACUCCCAAACCAAGGAAGGAUUGGACUGAUGAAGAAGUUCGUGAUUUGCAAGCAGAUUUCAAGGCUAAGAACAGUAUUUUCACAGCCCUAUCUGAACGAGAAAAAUUGAGAAUCAGUCACUGUGACACUGCCAAGCAAGCAUGGGAUCUUCUACAGACUACGUAUGAAGGAAAUAAGAAGGUACGUGCACAGAAACUGCAAGCACUGAUAUUUGAAUUCGAAACCAUGACUAUGGGAGAUGAUGAAACCGUGGAUGAUUUUCAUGGUAGAAUUCUUAAAAUCUCUGGUCAGUGUCGUAGUCUGGGAGCACCUUUUGAUGAAGAUAAGAUAGUUAAAAGGAUACUCAGGGCCCUGCCAGAAAAAUUUCACUCAAAAGUCACUAGCAUAGAGGACUCUUUUGACAUUGACGAGUACCCACUCGAUGAACUCAUUGGAAAUCUUAAAACCUAUGAGAUGAGGUUAAAACCUGAGAAGAAAAACAAGGGUGUAGCCUUCAAGGCAAUGAAAGGAACAGAAGAUGAAGAGGAAACACAAGAUCUAGCCCUACUGACAAAGGAAUUCAAAAGAUUUCUCAAAAGCAAGAACUCUUCUAGGAAUUCGACUGUGCCUAGAAAAAAUAAUUAUACCAGCAGUGGUAGUUACAAUGACUACAACAACAAGAGUGGAAAAGGGAACUUCAAAGGAAAUCACUCAGGAAAACCUAAGUGCUAUGAAUGUGGUGGCUACGGUCACAUCUCUACCGAGUGUGGAAAUAGGAAGCAUGAAAAUAGCAACAACAAGUCUCUACUUUCAACUUGGAGUGAUGAUGAGUCUCAAGAAAUUGAAAACGUAGCACUUGUAUCAUCGUUUCUACCUGAUUCAGAUAGUGACGAGUCUUUCUCUGCUGAUGAUGAAACAAAUAUCCGCUGCAGACAACUCUACAAAGCUUCAAAGGCAACCUUGCUAAAAAACUUGAGCUUGGAAAAAGAAGUUGAUUUUCUGAGAACUGAGAAAGAAAAAUUGGAGCAAUUAUUGGAAUCAGCAAAUUUACAAAGUGAAGCAGCAGAUUUACAAGGUGACCAAGGAUUAUUGACUUGGAAGACUGAAAGAAAUGAGCGUCUCAACAAGAUAAAACUGCUGGAACUGGACGUUAAAGGACAACGAGCAUUGAACUUGGAACUGUUGGCUAAAAACGAGGCAUUGCAAGAAGAGUUAAAAUCGACUCAAGAAAGAUUCACCAAAUUUGAUGUCAGCUCCAUUGCCAUGUCCAAAUUACUCGGAUCUGGAAAGGCUCCUCAUGAUACUUGUGGGUUAGGAUACACUGGGGAAAAUUCCAAAUGUACCAAGUUCGUAAGAGCAUCAAGACCAACUGUAGAAAAGGAAGAAAUCUCCACUGAUGAUUCUGUCAAAAAUGUGAAGGAAGGACAACCAAAUCAAAACCUUCAAGUAAAUCGUGACCAAGAGUCUCACACUGGUCAGAACAGGUACGCAAACCCUAGACCUUUUAUCCCUACAUGUCAUCACUGUGGUAAGAUAGGCCAUAUCAGACCUAGGUGUAAUGGAAGAUUUUCAAACUCACAGCACUCUCAAGAAAAAUACACUGUUGAAUCUCUAAGUUUUGAACUUAAAGAACAAAAAGAGCUCAUCAACAAAUUAACAGAAAUUGUUUCGAAGAAAAACCUUCCAACUGACAAAAGAAAAGUUGUCUGGACCAAGAAAAAUGAAAGUAAAUGUCUUCAGUCUUAUAUUGAUAAAACUGAUCAUACUUGUCUCUUUGCUUGUGCAAACAAAACUCGACAAAGAUCUCACAUUGAGGCAUCUUGUUUAGUAGCCCUGACUGCAUUAGCUGACAAAAGACGAGAUUUCUGGUAUGUUGACAGUGGCUGCUCUAGACACAUGACUGGAGACAAAACCUGGUUUACUUCUUUUGAAGAUGAGAACACAACAGGAUCAGUCACAUUUGGAGAUGGAAGAAAAGCAAAUAUCCUAGUGCAAGGUACAGUGAACACCCCAGGUAUACCUAAUCUCAAAAAUGUGCUAUUUGUUGAAGGCUUAACUGCAAAUCUGAUUAGCGUAAGCCAUUUGGCUGACGACUAUGAAGAUGUAUGGUUUAACAAACAGAGAUGUUUAGUCUUAAAUCAGAAAGGAGAAGGUAUCAUGGGAGAGGAAACCUUUGAACUCUGGCACAAAAAGAUGGGACAUGUAAACUAUCAAGACUUGCUAAAAUUAUCCUCCAAGCAAUGUGUCCGAGGCUUACCAAAUUUAAAGGGCAAAACUGACAAGAUAUGUGGAGACUGCAAAAUUGGAAAGCAAACCAAGGCUCCUCACAGGAUGGUGAAUUCUGCAACAACCACAACAGUCUUGGAACUUUUACACAUGGAUCUCAUGGGACCAGCUCAAUCUGAAAGCAUUGGAGGUAAGAGCUACAUGCUAGUAGUUGUAGAUGAUUUCUCAAGAUACACCUGGGUAAAUUUCUUAAAAGAUAAGACGGAAACGUUUGAAUCUUUUAAAAACUUGAGUCAAAAAUUGAUCAUUGAAAAGAAGUCAUCAAAUACUAGCAUAGUGAGGGUAAGAUCGGAUAAUGGUACUGAAUUUAAAAAUGCCUCUUUCUCUAACUAUUUUCAUGAGCUUGGUGUGUCUCAUGAGUUCUCAGCUCCAAUCACUCCACAGCAAAAUGGCAUUGUGGAAAGGAAAAAUAGGGUAUUGCUGGACAUGGCUCGAGUAAUGUUGCAUGCUGCAGGUUUAAGCACAAACUUUUGGGCUGAGGCUAUCAAUACUGCUUGUUAUACUAUAAACAGAGUAUUUUUCAGACCAGGUACUGAUCAAACAGCUUAUGAGCUGUGGAAAGGUAAAAAACCAAAUGUUGGAUACUUUCAUAUUAUUGGCAGCCCUUGCUACAUUUUACGUGAUAGAGAGCAUCUUGGAAAAUUUGAUGCUAGAAGUGACGAUGGUGUAUUCUUGGGAUAUUCUCUAAACAGUAGAGCUUAUAGGGUUUACAAUAAAAGAACCCGCGUUGUUAUGGAAUCCAUUAAUGUUUCUAUUGAUGAUCAAUGUGUAAAACAGGAAGAAUCAUAUGCAGAUCCAUCACCCUCCUCUAUCACACCACCAGAAAUUGCAGAAGCCUCAACUGAUGAAGAGGAAGAGGAGAUCCCCGACAACAUUUUUGAACCAGCUCCCAUCCAAAGGAAAGGAUUCAAACAAGUUCAAAAGGACCACUCCUCUCAAGAUAUCAUCGGAAAUCUGAAAGAUGGAUUGACAACAAGGAGAAAAGCUACAGCUCAGGUAAGUAAUUCUGAGGUAAGUGAAAGAAAUGUAUUGCUAUGCUUUAUUACUGAAAAUCUGCUAAGCAUGAACAUUAUAUCUCAUUUUGGUUUUGUGUCUAUUGUUGAACCAAAAAAUAUUAAGGCAGCUUUAUUGGAUGAUAACUGGAUUAGUGCCAUGCAGGAUGAGCUAAAUCAAUUUACUAGGAAUGAUGUGUGGUACUUGGUACCUCGACCUAGUAAAUGCAAUGUUAUAGGAACUAAGUGGAUUUUCAGAAACAAAAGUGAUGAAAGAGGGAAUGUGGUUAGAAACAAAGCUCGACUAGUAGCUCAAGGAUACUCUCAGAUUGAAGGUCUUGACUUUGACGAGACAUUUGCUCCUGUGGCUAGAUUAGAAUCAGUUAGAUUACUCCUUUCCAUAGCUUGUCAUCUUAGGUUCAAAUUGUUUCAAAUGGAUGUCAAAACUGCUUUUCUAAAUGGGAACCUUCAGGAAGAAGUUUAUGUGGAACAACCACCAGGUUUCCAAGAUCCACAUAACUUAGAUCAUGUCUACCGUCUCAAGAAGGCUCUGUAUGGGCUAAAGCAGGCUCUCCGAGCCUGGUAUGAGAGGCUCUCCACUCAUCUUGUGGGAAAAGGGUAUGCUAGAGGGUCUAUUGAUAAAACAUUGUUUGUAAAACGAACCAAAAAUGAUAUUAUCAUUGCCCAAGUGUAUGUUGAUGACAUUGUUUUUGGUUCCACUUCUAGAUAUCUUGUCAAAGAGUUCCAAUCUAUCAUGGAAAGUGAGUUUGAAAUGAGUAUGUGUGGUGAACUAACUUUCUUUCUUGGACUGCAAGUAACGCAGAUGGACACUGGUUUAUUUCUCUCUCAAACAAAAUACGCUGAAAAUCUAAUCAAGAAAUUUGGUCUUGAAUCUAAGAAGACAGUGAGCAAUCCCAUGAGUACCACUAUUAAGCUGAGCGAAGACCAGGAUGGGAAAUCAGUUGAUCACACACUAUAUCGCAGUAUGAUAGGUAGUUUACUCUAUCUCACUGCCAGCAGACCUGACAUAUCUUACAGUGUAGGAGUGUGCGCACGCUUUCAAGCUAAUCCUAAAGAAUCACACUUAGAAGUUGUCAAGAGAAUCAUUCGCUAUAUAUCAGGUACAGUUAACUGUGGGAUUUUCUAUACCUUUGAUACUAACGUGGAAAUUGCAGGAUAUUCUGAUGCUGACUGGGGUGGAAACUUAAAGGAUAGAAAAAGUUCUUUCACAUCCUCUUCUCUAACCAUGGUUCGCACAAAGCAAACAACUCGACUUGGUGGACAUCGCCGCCUGCCUCCUCCAGAGGAAGGCCGUCAGGCCGCUGCCCGAGCCGGUAUUCUCCAUCCCGGCAUGCAACGUGAACGCAGUCGGAGCCCCCUUCUUCGCCUCUCCUCUUCUGGUGCCUCUUCUGCUAUUCCUCCUCCUCCUGUCUCUCUGGAUAGUCUCCGUGACCAGAUCUUGGUGGCUGACUGGCGAAUUGCUUGCCUUACUACGGACAUGGACGACAUGCAUUCCCUUCUAGUUCGUACUCGACAUGCUCUGACCACACUCACACAGGAGAUCCGGAACAUGCAGCGUCACCCUCCCGGGUUUGACGCUCCCCGUCCUUCCAACGUCAGGCCGGAACCUCUUACACCGGAGGAGAGCUCCGCUUCCAUGGAUGACGAGGAGUUUCUGGACAACGUCACCAAGCUUUGUGAGGAAUUUGAUGUGCCUUCCCAUUCAAAGGGGGAGAAGUAA
Molecule: messenger RNA, 5199 nt
Organism: Rosa rugosa (rugosa rose)
Lineage: Eukaryota; Viridiplantae; Streptophyta; Magnoliopsida; Rosales; Rosaceae
Exons: 3
Coding region: 1-5199 (1732 amino acids)
Biological process (GO): DNA integration
Molecular function (GO): nucleic acid binding; zinc ion binding
Source: RefSeq, a predicted model, not a curated record